Messenger RNA from Trypanosoma brucei brucei TREU927, 5535 nucleotides. RefSeq lists its product as hypothetical. The record is from RefSeq and is a predicted model, not a curated record. The transcript has a single exon. NCBI's taxonomy places the organism in Eukaryota, Euglenozoa, Kinetoplastea, Trypanosomatida, Trypanosomatidae. Bases 1 to 5535 code for a protein of 1844 amino acids.
AUGAUGUGUUACCGGUCUCUACAAAAAGUUUUCACAUUCAUUUUCUUCCACUGGUUUCUGUUUAAUACCGAAGCUUCCCCCCUCCGUGCUUUAUAUAUAUAUAUAUAUAUAGAUAUUUAUUCAACCGCACGUGACGCUGACGUUCACCUCAUAGUACAUAGUUUAGAUCUGAUCAUUAUGGCAGGGCGGCUCUUCACUGCUGUCCCUCGUCACACAGCAGAUCCCACUAACAGUGAUUGGCUGCAAGCUUGCUAUUUCGUUGUUCUUGAGCACCCCCUCGUUUGCAUUGAUGCUACAUUACGAGGUAGAAUCACUCCAUUAACAGAGCAAUUUCUGCGGAGCGCGGAGGGGGUGUCGGAACCCUCCGACGAUGCCACCAAUCUAAAAGAAGAGCACGUCAAUGGAACAGGUGGAAGCAGUGUAAAGGAAAUGCGAUUUGUAGUUAUAACGGUAGAUAACGUAUCGGGGCAACUCCUCCACACAGGCGUUCCGGGAAAGGACUUGUUUAUGUCGAUGCGGGAGGCGGUUAGUGCGAUUCCUGCACUUUGUCCGAGCACGCCGGAACAGUAUGAGGUGUUUACUAUCCUUGAAUUUGUUGCUUUUGCGGGGGCGUGUUUGACAGAGGAUAGGUUAUACAUGCUGUUCGUUGAAACCGGACGUUUGCUAACUGAUGAUAAGUCGUGCAUUGUUACAGAUUCGGGAAGCAAACCGCAACGAGUUUUGCCCGUUAUUUCUGUCGAGAGAGCACGAUGGUACACUGUUCCUCUAAGGGUGGCAGUUCCCGCACUUCAGCAACCGCUGGGAGGCGAGGAUUUGCAAUCGUGGGUAUUGGGGCCUUCUGGAGGUCUAAGAGAUGACUCUGCGAUGGCCAUGUCGUCUUCAUUCAGGCAGUCAUACUUAUUCUUUACCCCGGGUAUUGAUGUUUCACACUGUAGCAUAUUUGAAGAGGCAACGCGUGUUUGUGGUGCCUGUAGCGAUGAAGAAAAUGGUGACGUUGGUAAUAGUUCUCCGAACGUUUGCCCGGGGGGUCUGGAUGGCUCGACUGACAGUUCUGCUUUAGCCGCCAGGGUUAUGAGUUUCCUUCCAUUGCCACCUCCCAGUACGGGUCGGGAGGCGCUUGGGCGCUGCGAUUGCCUGUGGAACGAGGAACUGAUCGCCUUCUGCGAUAUCUUUGGGCUCGCCGAUUGUUGCUGCCGCCUAGCUCUUGGAUCUUUUAACGCCUCCACAUUAGUGGUUCCGCAAACAGCUCCACAUGUGGCUCUCCUUCUUGUGCGGUUGAGCAGACUUGCGCUACCUGGUUGCUUCAAUGAUUGUUCUGGUAAAUCCGCUAAAACUGCUUUCCAAAUGCGGGAGUACACUUCAGCACAUGAAGCAGAGUUUCAGUUGCUGUUACUACCAGAUAUGAAGUUGCAUGACUCCAAAGUUGAUGAUAAUCUUGUUAAUUCUCUUCCCUCAUUGAUAUGGCGACGUGGUGGUGACUUUGCUGGUCACGAGGAUAUUAUUCAACAAAAACAACGCAUUGAUUUCUGUACGGCGAGGGGAAUGGAUCCUCUCCCCAUAGGGGAAGACUAUGUUGCCGCCAUUUUCUCCAGUUAUCAGCAACGCUACGGGAUGGGGACGAAAAUUGCCCUAAUGCAUGCAGGGUGUUGGGCAUUGAUAGGGUCGGCCCCUCCACACAAUACAACCAAGGGUGGUGCUGCCGUAAAUACAAGCGUGAACGGCUCGCGUGAGUCAUCGAAACGACGGACCGACAGUCAAAGGGGGUUAACACCAGCAUCAUGCUAUAGCGUUUACGCGUCCGAAACACAUCACUGUGAUGCGAUAACCAACGAGUUGCAAGGAAGAUUACAGUCACUAGCUUCGCACAUCAAAUCCCAUAGCCUUCGUCCUGCCGUUUUCGUUGGCGCGAUCAAUUCGUGGGCUACUUGUCUUCAUUGUGUGCCUGAAAAAGGUAGUGCUGUUGAUGCUCUGUGGAGCAGAGAGUGUAUUCGUAGUUACAAUGGUAUUUCCUGUGGAGGGACGACAGCGGGGUCUUCGGGAGUACCGGGACCCAUUAUACCACGUAUUUGUGUGAGCAAUAGUGGUGAAGUUAGUGCAGCGGCAUCUGCCGUUGUUUCACUGAUCCUAGUUACUGUGUGGUUGUUCAAUCAGUUUUUUGAAAGUCAACCAAAUGCGAAAUUGCUUCAGAGACACAAAUUAUUGACAAGAAAAAUCAUGGAUUUAGUGGUCAAUUCAGCCGCUGGCUUGAAGCAAGUGGGGGAUUCGUGUGGCCACGAGGAAAUGAUUACUUUAUUACGCGAAUGUCUUUUUCAGGUUGUUGGCGCGGUACCUGUGUCGUGUACUCUUACUAUUUGGGAGACAGCGCGGAACAUGGUUUUUCUCUACCGCGCGAAUGGAGACCGUAGUUCUCCCAGCGAUUUUACUAGCACAAAGAAGGGAAUAUUUCGUCCUUCAGUUGUUUCGCGUAGAGUAAUACUAAACAAUCCCUUUCACUCGUUUAUCAUGAACUUAUUUCCUCCUGCCGGUGGGUUCUAUCAGCGUGAAUUCGCCAGACACCGGACGCGCCUCUUGACACACGUGGCAGGACAAUCCUACAUUAUCGGUGCCCAGUUCAUGUUUCACACAGCUGAGUCAGACACUUCCUCUAGAGUAGUCAGUGAAGCGAACGCGGACUGGGGUGGAAAUGAGCGCACUACUUUUGCUUCAAGGCAGCGAUACUUGUCUAAUCCGCCACUAUCUGAUGAUGAUGAAGCAACUAGCAGUUACUCUACAAAUACUGGCGGAGUACCUACGCCAACCUUACGUAUGCUUCAAGGUCUUGUUCAUCCUUUAUCGCAACCUCUACUAGUACCGUUGCGUAUUGCAGCUGUGGAACUCACCAUCGCAUUACCGACGGUAUCAUACAUUACGCAUGUGGCGAUUCGAGUCGCAGAUGCUUUGCAGCGGGAACCUUUUGCAGGGGCGUUGACACUAUCCCUGCAUUCCUCCUGUUAUGUUGGACAGGAGCACGAACGCCUCGUCUUGGACGAUGUUCCACUCCCGUUGUGCAGGGGUAGUAAUGCCUCAGCGCACGCAGGACCUCAUCUGAUUUUCUAUGAACUACCUCGUCCGAGCUGUGAAUCAGUGCCCUUCUCCGUGCUGAAUGAGGCUCGCGUAGUUGCGGAUGGAGCUACGAGUACGUUCAGUCCCAUUGUACCUGUUGUAGCACGGUUUUUGCGUUACACCCUUCGCGGGUCGGGCAGAAAUGCUCUAGCGGUGUUCCCGCUCUUAGUUUUUGGUGAGCCCUUGUGCGACAUUCCUCCGCUGGAGCGGAAGACAAUUGUUGGUCGGAGUUGUUUGAAGCAGUGUUCGCUCCUCCGGGAGUUAUCCACAGCAAAACUACACACAGAUUCGAAUGAGUCAUCUCUGUUUCAGAUGCCAUUAGAUGGUGCGGCUGAGAAUUGUUCCUUUAGGAGUGAGGAAAGUAUUAACGGCAAAACCAACAUUGAUGAAACUACUAAUACAGUAGUCACUCCCAUCAAGGGGAAUAAGUCAUCUACCGCCUCGCACCAUGACAUCUUGAUAACGGAACAGACCCUUCGAGAGUUGUAUGUACGUAAACUUCGCAGUGCUUGUCCGCGAGGAGUUUUCGCACUGAACCUCCCGCUUUUAUUUCACAUGGAGUCGAAGCGCCUUCAGUGUAAACAAAAGCGUUUCUUCCGCGAUUUUUGCUUUCAAAAGCUGGGACUACCGCUAUGGGUAAUGAAACCCUCCUCUCAAAUAUUUCCACACUCUUCCGUGUGCCCGUCCCGUGUUCCCGAGUCAUUUGAAGAUCUUUCCCGUGUGCAUUUGCUGCAGCAAUCUGGAACGUGCCAACCACCGCGAAACGACCGACCCAUAAGGGGGGCCAAUGCGACACAAAGGAAGAAUGUAACUUGUGCAGGUUGUGACCAGCGUUUUCUGUUCGGGUUUGGUUUGGAAGUGUGCGACCGAUGCAAGCGGCAUAUAUGCGGUGAAUGUCGUUCAAAGGAACCUGUGCGCCUGUUAGAUGUUGGUAUUUCUUCCACUAUAUCCUCAGUAUGUCGCAGAUGUUUGGACCGUGUGGACAAAUUAGAGAAUGCUCUUGUUGCUUACAACGUGACUACGAAAGAGUGUGAGGAGGUGGACAGUGACACUGAACGGGGUGCUGCUUUCGAGUUUUACAUCCCUGUUACGCCACCGUCUCCAGCUGAGUUCCCAAUUCCGUACAGCAAUUACAGUUUUUACGCCUUACGUGGUUCAACCUACCAGUUGACGGCGCUGCCCUUCACUCGCGUCGUCAGCGCACCUAUUACGGAGGACAAAUCCGCGUCUCUUUUUGAGGAAGUGCUUAGUUUCCCUGCAGAUGUAAGUGACUCUCUCGGGGGAUGGCGUUGCGUUUCCAACGAUAUGCCAGGAGAAACACAAAAAUAUGUAAAUGAAAAUGUUGUUAUUCUACUUCCAUAUCGAUGCGUUGUUUCACACGGCCUUCUAUACUAUACACUGGCGGGGGAAAUACGGGGGAGCAUUGACUUACAAAUGCACGUGGGGGAAACAGUUCAAACAGUGUCUCUUCCAGACGCUGCUAAGUCUAGCGAAGGAACUGCGUGUGCACGUAUAUCAGACUGUAUGAGCGGCGAGAUUGGCGUAGCGGAACUACGAUUUAGGCACGCAGCAUCCGACGUGGAAAGUGCCUCUGAUGGUUCAAGUUAUUCACUAACGGUGCGAAAUCCCGUAGGUAUACUCGUUUCUCUUUUUUUUGCUGGAUCAUCUUCUGACCUUGCGCUACUGCAUGUGAAACAUUUCUCUGUUUGGGGUUGCUUCGACUCAUGUACGCGGAAUGUGCGUUCUCUUUUCUACAAUUGUCCACCUGAUGUAUGUCGUUACGAAAGUCUUAAGCUCACGAGUUUGAAGGGUGUUUGUGCCCCACCAGCCGCCGCAUGUCUUCCUUUAACAAUCCCCGAAAAGCAUCUUAUCAAACCUGGGAACAUUAUUCAUCGUCUACACACAGAUCACCUACUGGUGGAGUAUGUUUUUAGCAACCCUGUAAGUGUGUGUGGUUUUACGGUUGAGGGACAACACCCGGCGUCGGUAAGUAUCUCGCGUGGUGCUCUGCCCACCGCCUUACGUCUUAUUGGUGUAUUGGAGAAUGGUUUUCGUGGUAAUAUAGGAUACUUUUCGUUGCCGUGGCCACCACUGGCUCAGCGUGUGGGGAGGUGCGCUGAGCGGGAAGUGUUUGGUUAUUCAUAUGCUCUUUCAUCUACGGUCCACGGUCUCGUUUCACUUCUCGUUGAGGUGGCAGAGUGGCGUCUGGCUAAGGGUCGAGUUAGGCAAGAAGCGGGAAGGGGAGUGUUUUGCAACUUGAGUCCAUUCUAUGAUGAAUGUGAGAGCACUAACAAGGAGGCUGAGAUGUCUCCACAACAACCGGAGAUGCAUUUGGGGAAAAUGGUAUUUUGGACGAGCUUGAACCCUGAGGCACGGCACGCAGUGAGCAGUAAUGCGUAUAACUCUAUUUUCUCGCGUGCUAUCGGGUUGUAA